AUGUCGUAUAUGGACCGAAUCAAAACUGCCGCACGAAAGGCGGGCUCACAAGCUUCUAUGUAUGCACAAAAGGGAUAUACGCAGCUUGAAUCGCAUGCGAGGAACGUGCAGGCAGGAUUUAGUCUGCCAGCCGAAUGUCAGCGGGCUGCGAAGAUUCUCGAGGGUUUCCUUGCAGACCCGAACAACCCAGAAACGGCGCUCAACUCUAUUCCCAAGGCUGUGCUUUUGCAGGCAAAGGGUCUCGCUAUAUUUACUGUUGUGAAAGCUGGGUUUGUCUGGUCGGGCAAAGCAGGUAGUGGUGUUGUCAUUGCUCGCUUGCCGGACGGAUCAUGGUCAGCACCCAGCUGCAUUGUUACGGCCGGCGUCGGCUUUGGGUUCCAGAUUGGUGCUGACCUAGUCGAAUAUGUUAUUGUAAUGAACAGUGAAGAAGCCGUCCGCUCGUUCGGUCUCGCUGGUAACCUGACAUUUGGGGGCAACCUAAGCGCUGCAGCUGGGCCCAUUGGCUCAGGCGGCGCCAUCUCGUCCGCACUCGUGCAUGCUGCUCCCAUGUUCACGUACAGCCGCAGUAAAGGUUUAUACGGCGGCGCAUCGUUGGAGGGCACUGCACUCUUGGAGCGGAAAGAUGCCAACGCCCAGUUCUAUGGCCAAUCGAUCCCAGCUAUGGACCUUUUGCUUGGCAAAGUGCCUGCACCAGAAGUUGCAUCGGUCAUGUAUGAAGUUGUUGAAGCGGCUGAACAGGUCGAUGAAACUGGUCUCCCGGAGCAGGCAUAUGUGCCUCAAGAACAUUUCGGCCAGGCCACUACAUUGAACCAGAGCGGCGAGGCUACGGGUACGCAAUCGGUCGCUGCCUCUGCCGGCGAACCGACAUCCUCACAACCGACUGCAUCGAAGCCAUUCCAGACCAACGAGCCUGGAGUAGAUUCUUCUGCUCCUUCAACUCCGUCUGUACCAGGGAAAGCUGCGGAUGCCGCGGCAAGCGCCACAAAGCCGUGA
This is a messenger RNA of Malassezia globosa CBS 7966, 993 nucleotides long. RefSeq lists its product as uncharacterized. Gene Ontology annotation, molecular function: actin filament binding; phosphatidylinositol binding. Gene Ontology annotation, biological process: regulation of ruffle assembly; actin filament bundle assembly; actin cortical patch localization. Gene Ontology annotation, cellular component: actin cortical patch; ruffle membrane. The transcript has a single exon. The coding region runs from base 1 to 993 and encodes 330 amino acids. The record is from RefSeq and is a predicted model, not a curated record. NCBI's taxonomy places the organism in Eukaryota, Fungi, Basidiomycota, Malasseziomycetes, Malasseziales, Malasseziaceae.